Molecule: messenger RNA, 2232 nt
Organism: Oppia nitens
Lineage: Eukaryota; Metazoa; Arthropoda; Arachnida; Sarcoptiformes; Oppiidae
Product: integrin alpha-PS4-like
Exons: 13
Coding region: 1-2232 (743 amino acids)
Biological process (GO): integrin-mediated signaling pathway; cell-cell adhesion; cell-matrix adhesion
Cellular component (GO): integrin complex; external side of plasma membrane
Molecular function (GO): integrin binding
Source: RefSeq, a predicted model, not a curated record
AUGUCGACCGAAUAUUUAGCUAUAGGUGCUCCCAGAUAUGAUAACUUUGAUGGAAAGGUAUUAAUAUAUCCUAUUAAAAGAAUAACUAAAAGCGGAACUCUUGUGUCCAAAUAUAUAUGGGAAGUGUCGAGUGAAACGCCUGAUAAAGGAGAGUAUUUUGGGGCAUCUCUUGUAGCAAUCGAUAUAAAUGGUGACACCAGGGAUGAGCUGAUAAUAGGAGCACCGAUUUAUUCAUAUAAAAAUCAAAGAGAAAUCGGAAGAAUUUACGUCUAUUUGAGAGACGACGAGGUUUUCAGUUAUUUAAAAAAAUUUUUAAUUGAAAAAAUAAUUUUUGGACACAAAAGUGGUGGCCGUUUUGGGACAGCUCUUUCAUCGUGUGAUGUCAAUAUUGAUAGCUAUAUUGAUGUUAUAGUUGGUGCACCAUAUGAACAAAAUAAUCAUAAUAGUAUGGGUGCUAUUUAUAUUUAUUUUGGAUCUGAUAGUGGUUUGGAUACCAAUAAUUUUCAAAGAAUAGGAUCUGAAAGCUUACCUAAUGUUAUACAAGGCUUCGGAAUAAGUAUUGCGAGUAAUACUGAUUUUGAUGCCAACGGUUAUAAUGAUAUACUCGUUGGCUCUUAUUUAUCGGAAAAUGCUGUACUUCUCAGGACUAAACCAAUUGCUACGUUAAAUAUAACUAAUAUAAGUUUUGAACCAAAAAGGAUACAAAUCGAUGACAAUAAUUGUAAUAACAAUCAAAAUUCUUGCUUCAAAAUCAAUUAUUGUGUUCAAUAUAUGGGAAAAUUCAUUAGAGAUAAACAAAUGAUUUUAAUUACUGUUGAGAUAACAGAUCGAAAAGUAAGAGAAUUGAGAGCUGUUUUGGCUAAAAGUAACACAAAAUUUGAACAAAAAAUUGUUGAAUUAAAAGCUAAUCAACAAAACUGUUUUAAUAAUCAACUUAUUCUUAAUAAACCAGAAACACUGAAUGAUAUUUUGACACCAAUUGAAUUGAAGAUAACGGUUGACAUCCAGAAUGAGACGACCACUCAGUUCUGUAGUGACUGUGCCAUAGCUGCUAUACAUUCUGUAUAUGAAUAUAUUGACUUUAAUCACGGAUGUCAAACACAAAAAUGUUUGUCACGAUUAGCAAUGACAGCCGUUUCUAAAUAUAAGGGAUUACCCAUUCAUACCAAUCUAAUUGAAGGAUUACACGAUACCAUAGAUGUCGAAAUCAGUGUUGUCAACACUGGAGAUCCCUCUUUGAAUACAGUUUUAACAAUAAAAAUGUCACCAAUUUUGUUGAAUUUGACGAACAGUGCCGAAGCGUACAAAUGUAAGGCCAUAGAAGACAUCUCCGCUUAUAAGUGUAAUGUUAGCCGAAGACUACAAAAGGGUCGACCCGUUCAUAUGAAUCUACAUUUCAUUGUAUCAAAGGUUACAACAAAUGCACUGAAAAUUGAUUUUCAACUCAACAGUAAUAGUGAAGUUGAAAGAAACAGUAGAUUAACUGAUUCAAUGAGUUUUCAGAUCAUAAGAAAAGCAAGUUUAACAAUAUUUAGUGAUACAAUGGAGAAGUUUUCAUUUUCAGACAAAACACGAAGAGUGGCAUUUGAUUUGCCCUAUAAUUUGGUCAAAUCGGGUCCCAGUUCUGUAACGUCGGCAUUCAUUGAUCUUCAGUUACCACACAAUAUCAUAGUUCCCAGUAGUGAGUCUCACACUAUAUGUGAUCAAUUAGUAUCAGCAAAAAGUCAUACAGAUUUCCCAAUUGUCAAUAAAACUCUUGAUUUGAAUUGCGAGAAAUCAUUAGAGACCAAGUGUUCAACAUUUUCGUGUCGUUUACCAGAUUUCAAUUCAGGCGAUUAUAAUCAACCAUUUAUACUAUCGCUAUCACUCAUACCAUACAAUAUCAAACACUUAGAGUUCAGUGAUAUUACUUUGAAAAUAACAUCUCAAAUAAAAGUCAAAGAAAAUAUCAAAUAUGAAACACCAAUCACUUCAUCGACCACUACGACUAUAUAUAUGGUAAGAGAUGAUCCAAUCAAAGAUGAAGUGAUUAAACCGUGGGUUGUUAUGGUUAGCUCUGGUACCGGUUUAUUAGUAUUGAUCUUAACUAUUAUUGUUUUGAUUAGAUAUGGAUUCUUCAGACGUAAAAAAUUAGAAGAAAUCGAGAAAAUAAAGAAAAGAAUAUCAAUGAAACUCGAGAUGUAUGACAUCAAUGUUGUCGACUUAGAUGAAGAUAAUGCCAAUAAUGGUUAA